AUGGCCCAUUUGUAUUUCCAUUUUGUUUCCACUGAUGUUCUCUCAGAACUUCCUUUGGUGGAGUGUGAGCAUCUACUAAGUGCAGAGAGUGGUGGACCAAGCAUGUUGUUGCAAGCACCAUCAGACAAUUUCAACCUUACCAACUUCUCAACCUAUUUCAUGGAUGUAGACUCUAUGGUCCCUCCUCCUGGUGAGGAAGGGUUCUCAAGCGCUGUGUCCUUACUUCAUAAUGGCUGCAUAGGCAGUUCACCUACUUGCCAAACAGUUGCAAUUACCAUUCGUACCCUUGAUGUGUUCCAACAAAGUCAUCGGGUAUGCCAAAGGUUCAGCAUCCACACUGCCAUGAAGAUGCUUUGUUUCAUGCAUAAUCUUUGUUAUUAUUGGCACCUAGCUGAACAGAUGUGCACUGCAUUCAAUGUAUAUCUCGAAAUACAUUCUUGCCAAUAUAAGCUGGUCAAUGAGCCGACUCUGGACUUCUUGAUUCUGUGUGCAUGUGACAGGAACAACUCAGCCAAACUUGUUGAUCCUGCAGUAUGUAGUGGUGAGGAAUGUCUUGAUCCUUGCUCAGGGCUAUCAUCCAUCUGGCUCACAGAGUUGUAUGUUGACCAAUUAAAGGAUGAAGUCCGAUCUGUGCAGGCAUACAAACUGGACUUGAAUGAUUCUGCAGAGCCACCCACCAUAUGCAUUAACCACUGGCAUAAUGCAGUGCCCGAAUCACACAAGAAGAUGUUUGCUAUAUUAAAGAAGUCAGGGAUCUUUGUCACAGUAUGCCAGCACAGUUUUCUCCUUACAAUUUGUGAUAUGGUCCAAAGCAGCAAAUUGAUGAAAUACCUGAUUGCUAGUGUGAAGAAGCUCAUGGACGUCUUUGGCAGCAAUAUUCUUUAUGGGUAUGAUAUCAAAUGCACCUUCAAAAAGAUUAUACAAUGGAGUUUGCUUGCUGAUGAUGCAAAACCUUUAAACCUGCAGGGUGUUGUGCCUGCCUUCCAUGGACAUGCUCACAACCGUCUUUGCCAAGUUAAGCAUCACUUGAAGUAUAAAGUCAGUGCAGGGGAGGAUUUUGAGACCUGCAAACAAGUCUUCUCUGAAUCUAAUGCACCUCCCUAUGUAUGUCACAUCAUUUUUGCAGACUCCACACUAACCAUGAAUAUAGCUGACUUCAUCUAUAAUAAUCACAUCCAAGUGCUGACAAUUAUCUCUACAACAAACAUAUUUCUUGCCAACUUCCACACAUCAAAUGCUACCAUCAAGCCCAACUUCGAAGAUGAUCUCAAGGAUGAGCACCAGGUUUUACAAUGCCUUGCUUGCAAGAAGGAAGAAUCCACUGUGGAAGUUGACUAUGUAAGAGCAUUGAAUGAGUAUGACAAGGCCCAUGGGCUCAAUUUAUGCCUCAAUUAUUCUACAAAGGAAUCUGGUGACAUACACCACCAUCAUUCCAAUGCUACUAACAAACAUGAUCAGAAACUGGAGAUUGUCACAUAUUAUGAACAUCAAAUGGUGCUGGACUCAAGAUGGGGUCCAGACCACCCUAAACAGAUGAAGACACAGUCAUGCAUUACCAAUCAGCUCUUCCACAAGGCUGUAGAUGACAUUGAACACCUUGUUGUCAUGCAUCUGCUUGAGUUGACUAAGCUACAAAUGAGUGGUCUAGGUUAUAAGCUUCACACUCAAAUCUCAAAGGCACUCAAGAGUCAUGUGAAUGCAAUUCAAAAUGCCCUUACUCAAUACAACAAAUAUGGCACUCUCCUAAGUCCCUCCCACCCCCCAUUACAAUGGGACCAGAUUUUUGACUUGUUAUGGGAAAUGGAUGGGGAGAUCCAGUCAAAGAAGAUUCAUUGGCUGAAUGUUGAGCUUGGAUGUUUACUCAUGAAGAUGCAAGAUGAUGCCAUCAAUUACUCCCAUGCCAUUGCACAACUUCAGUCCAGUGACCCACCCCUUGCAGCCAAACUCCAGCAUUGCUGGACAUAG
Messenger RNA from Suillus subaureus, 1965 nucleotides. RefSeq lists its product as uncharacterized. The record is from RefSeq and is a predicted model, not a curated record. NCBI's taxonomy places the organism in Eukaryota, Fungi, Basidiomycota, Agaricomycetes, Boletales, Suillaceae. The coding region runs from base 1 to 1965 and encodes 654 amino acids. The transcript is spliced from 11 exons.